AUGAGAUUUCUGGCUAUUGUACUGAUUUUUGUGAUUCUUGGCCAAUCAGUAAAUGGAUGGCCGUUUUGGAGACGUUGGCGCCCUCCACCACCACCGCUUUUCUAUCCCCGUCCAUUCUUCUACCCGCCACCACUGCCACCACCACCGAUGUUCUACCCACCUCCAUAUUAUUAUAGAAAUCCUGUCGGCAGUUUUCUGCAAGGCGCCGUUGUGGGCGGUUUGGUCGGUGGGACACUGGGACUCUUCGGAAAGAAA
Messenger RNA from Mesorhabditis belari, 255 nucleotides. The record is from the annotation of a GenBank genome assembly. Lineage: Eukaryota; Metazoa; Nematoda; Chromadorea; Rhabditida; Rhabditidae.